UUUUCUCUAAUCACGAUGUAUGUUUACUACUGUGUUUGAUUUUGGAUAAAUAGAUGUUUACUGAGAAUGACGUAUUUUGAAAAGUUAGUAUUAUAAUCCUUUGGAUACUGAAAUUCCACAUAGAAAGUUCUCUGAAAUUUCUCUAUAUAGAAAUUUCUGGUUUUACCUUAAUGGAGCUCAAACUCCAUUAAGUAGAUAUGGGAAAUGGGGGAAAAGCAUACAGAGCCAACCAAACCACAAAGAUUAUCUUUCUAUUCUUUUGGUUGUUGUUGCCAGUUUUGGAUUUUCUAGAGUAUAUAUUUAACUUGUUGAUUUUUUUCCCUCUCUGGUGUGUAAUUGUUGUUAUAUAUUAACUUAAUGCCAGGCAACAGCACGAACUUACAAAUCACACUGGUGGGUUUUCGUAUUCUGUGUAGGACAAAGUUCAAAGCUCUGAUAAUUUCAUGGUCUGAGCGCUCCUGCCAAGUGACUGGAUCUGAAAUAAAAUUAUACCUACAAUGGUGUGACCACUGUAGUGGCAUUUUGAAGACUUGAAAAGGCAGUGGCCACCUCUGCAGAGACCCAUGAACACAGUAGUUAUGAAAGCCAGGCUGGUGGCCCUGGAGAUGAAGGUCUGGAGCUGGGACCUAUGGACACAGAUGUCUAUGUGGGUCUGAAGCAUACUGCAUUGUGGCCACGGGUGCCCUGCCCCAAGAACAUGACAACAGCUCAGAAUGGCCAUGGGCAAGGUGUUGCAGCCACCUGUUCAGCCUCAGAUCCAAAGGACCCCAGAAUGGUGACUGUCCCGGCAUGUCAGAAUGGAAGCUGUAGGAGCAGCCCCAGCAGUGACACUGAAGCCCCCGAAGCCAGAGUCAGCCCUUCCAAACUCGUGCGUCUUUUCGCUGUGAGCCGGAAAAGAAUGAGUGCCAAUCCUGAGAGGCCCCGUUCCAUGGUCCUGAUGGGGAAUUCUUCAACAUGGAAUGCACUGGCCUCCUUCCGGAAAAUGGGAUCUUUUAAAAAACUGAAGUCGUCUGUCUUUCAAGGAAUUCAGAACCGGGAGGGCUUAGGUGCCUCAAAGGAAGAUGCAUCAGAACAUGACCUGGGAAAAGCAAUCCCUAAUGGUGUGGGAAUUGAUGCUAGCAGAUGUUCCUUGUUGGGACAGUCAUGUGACCCCCACAGGGCAGGGGAAGGAGGUACAUCCGAUGGCUCUGACCCCGAGGACACAGACGAUGCCUUCCAGAGGAGUACCCACCGCUCCCGCAGCAUCCGCAGGGCCUAUGGUCUGGGACGCAUCAAUCUACUGGAUUCUGAGAAACAUCACACCCCUCAGAACCAUGUUAGGCCUCUGUCCCCCAUCAUUCAGGAGCCCACCCUGUGUGAAAUCCUAGUGAAGGACUCUGAAAACAACAGCAUCAUCUACAGGAGGAGCAAGAGCACAGACAACUUAAACUUUCUGAAGAAAAGUUCCUUCAAACGAAAGUCCACCUCCAAUCUUGCAGACCUCCGUGCGGCUAAUGAAAAGCAAACACCCCAACGGACCCUGAGCAGUUCAUCUGCAGACUCCGAAAAACUUGGUGGGUCAGAGAGAAGGAUGAAACGCUGGAAGAGCCCCAUAAGGGCCAAGGACUUUGACAGAGUCUUAAAACUUAUGAGCAAUGUGACUGAUGCUGCCUGGAAGAGAGAGGGUUCCAAGAAUGGGGCCCCCUCCCCCAGUGAGGCAAACCUCAGACUCCGGCUGCACAGCAGACUGCAUGAUGACUACUCACGCCGCGUGUCCAGCAGCACCGAGCAGGACAGAAGGCGAGGCGUGUCGCCAGGGCACAGUGCUGCUGCGUCCUGCCCCACAGCUCCUGGCUUCAGCUCUACCCCUUCUCAGGAGCCCCGCCUGGAUGUUGACACAGCAGUGUUCCCUCUUGAAGCCCAAAGCUCCCGGGCAUCAGAAAGUGAUGGUCCCUCUGCCAGCAGCCCCUCAAGUCCAGUUGACUUGAAAGUGUUGAGCAAAACCUCCAGUGAGCCAAAUGCAGGCAGCCAGUUUACAUUUGACCCCAGGCAGCCUCCCAUCCCUCUCAGGCCCACCUCGCCCAAGCCCCAGAGCCCUCAGAGCCCAGGGACAGGAGGCACCAAGUGUCCCAACAGUCUCAGUGCAUUGUCACUGAGUUCAGUGGAAAGUGAAGAAAGGACAGAAGAUUCCACUCAGAGAGAGCCAAGGCCUGUGUCCUUCCAGGACUCGGUGCAAACCACAUGUGGUGACGAAGGUGGCAAUGGAAGUGGUAGUGGCAGCCACCCUCAGCUGAGCCUUUGUGGGACAGCCAGUCCCAAGGAAAAUAAGGAAGAGGUUGUGACUGGUGAUCCCUGGAGGCCAGGCUCAUCCCAGGAUGAGGAGAGGACAGAGGUGCCCAGGAUCACCAGGAGGAGAUGGGGCUCCGGGAAGCGGUCCAGACCGCGGCCACUGUCUGACUAUGGCCAGCUGGCCAGCCGAAGUUUGUCCAUUCCUGAAGACUCCGUUGCUGUGGACCCCCAGAGCAAGGACUGUGUGGAUGGGCCCCCCCUGGAGAACAUGUCCUCCACUGGUUCUGCAGACAAGAAUGUUUCAGCCAGCUGUACCAAAGGAGGUCGGAGAAGACGCCCCAUUUCUGUGAUAGGAGGGGUCACCUUCUAUGGCAACAAACAAACAGAGGAAAUCGAGAGUCUUCUAACCCAACCAACAGCCAGGCCACCCGUGCCCGCUCACCAGGUGCCACCCUACAAGGCAGUGUCGGCCAGGCUCAGGCCCUUCACAUUUUCCCAGAGCACCCCCAUUGGACUAGACCGUGUGGGACGUCGGCGGCAGAUGAGAGCAUCCAAUGUUUCUUCAGAUGGAGGUACUGAGUCCUCUGCCUUAGUCGAUGACAACGGUAGCGAGGAAGACUUCAGCUAUGAAGAACUCUGUCAGGCCAAUCCCCGGUAUCUACAGCCAGGCGGGGAACAGCUGGCCAUUAAUGAGCUGAUCAGCGAUGGCAGCGUGGUCUGCGCAGAAGCUCUCUGGGACCAUGUGACCAUGGAUGACCAGGAACUGGGCUUCAAGGCCGGGGAUGUCAUCCAGGUCCUGGAAGCCUCGAACAAAGACUGGUGGUGGGGCCGGAACGAGGAUAAGGAGGCCUGGUUCCCUGCAAGCUUUGUCAGACUUCGAGUCAAUCAGGAAGAGCUGUCUGAGAAUUCUAGUAGUACACAUGGUGAGGAGCAGGAGGAGGAUACCAGCACAAGCCACCACAAGCACUCUGAGAACAAGCACCAGAUGCGGACAAAUGUCAUCCAGGAGAUCAUGAACACUGAACGGGUGUACAUCAAACACCUCAAGGACAUCUGCGAGGGCUAUAUUCGACAGUGCCGCAAGCACACGGGAAUGUUCACUGUUGCACAGCUAGCCACUAUUUUUGGAAACAUUGAAGACAUUUACAAGUUCCAAAGAAAGUUCCUGAAAGACCUUGAGAAACAGUAUAACAAAGAGGAACCUCACUUAAGUGAAAUAGGAUCCUGCUUCCUUCAGCAUCAAGAGGGCUUUGCCAUCUAUUCCGAGUAUUGCAACAACCAUCCAGGAGCCUGCGUGGAGCUCUCCAACCUCAUGAAGCAGGGCAAGUACAGGCACUUCUUCGAAGCUUGCCGCCUGCUCCAGCAGAUGAUUGACAUCGCCUUGGAUGGGUUCCUCCUCACGCCAGUGCAGAAGAUCUGCAAAUACCCUCUGCAGCUGGCAGAGCUGCUCAAGUACACCACGCAGGAGCACAGUGAUUACAACAAUAUAAAGGCAGCCUAUGAGGCCAUGAAGAAUGUGGCCUGUUUGAUCAAUGAGCGUAAACGCAAGCUGGAGAGCGUUGACAAGAUUGCUCGCUGGCAGGUGUCCAUUGUGGGCUGGGAGGGAUUGGAUAUUCUAGACCGAAGCUCAGAAUUGAUUCAUUCAGGGGAAUUGACCAAAAUCACUAAGCAGGGCAAGAGCCAGCAGCGGACCUUCUUCCUGUUUGACCAUCAGUUGGUGUCCUGCAAGAAGGACCUGCUACGCAGGGACAUGCUGUACUACAAGGGUCGCAUGGACAUGGACGAGAUGGAGCUUGUGGAUGUGGAGGAUGGGCGGGACAAGGACUGGAACCUCAACGUGAGAAACGCCUUCAAGCUGGUCAGUAGGACCACAGACGAGGUUCACCUGUUCUGUGCCAAAAAACAGGAAGACAAGGCAAAGUGGCUGCAGGCCUGUGCGGAUGAGAGGCGUCGGGUGCAGGAGGACCAGGAGUUGGGAAUGGAAAUUUCAGAAAAUCAAAAGAAACUAGCCAUGUUAAAUGCUCAGAAGGCAGGACAAGGAAAGUCAAAAGACUAUAGCGGAUGCCCUGUUGCCCCGCCGCACCAGAACCUGCAUCCCCUCCACCAGCGCCACAUCACCGUGCCUACCAGCAUCCCCCAGCAACAGGUGUUUGCCCUGGCAGAACCCAAGAGAAAGCCUUCCCUCUUCUGGCAUACCUUCCAUAAACUCGCCCCUUUCAGGAAGUGAGAAGCAGGCCCAUACUUCCCCUGAGGGACUGUGAAGAGGAGAACCAUGUUCAUUUCUUUUGUGUGAAACCCAGGGAAAGUUUCUUGGGCCCAGUGUUGAAAACUUCUUUGGGGGCUCAAGGAAGGAGUUGGACUCACCUUCACUUCAGAGAUCCUGCUGCUUUCGUGGAAAGGAGGAGAAGGUCAUGACACAUAGCUCUGCCCUGCAUGAGAAGCCCCAAGGAGCACUCUGAGGUGGCUGGGACUUUGGAACCAGGGUCAAGUUCUACAGGAAUGCUGCUGUGGUAGCUCCACAAGCCCCACUAGUGAUGGGGACACUCCUGCAGUUCCAGAGCACCGAGAGCUUUUCAGUGCUAAGGAAAUGACUCAAUUAGAGGAUUGAGUCUGCAUUUGAUUUUGAAGGGAAUCAACGAUGGGGAGUAGCUAUAAUGCUGCCUCUCCCUACCAUGUGUCUGGUCACACUUAGAAGGUGAGCUUUUACUCCCUCUGGUAGUAUUAGGGGAUCAACAGCUGCUUGGAGAUGACCAGGGUGUUCCCUGGUGUCACCUGUGUCUACACAGUUGCCAAAUGUAGGCUUCAUCUUGCAAGGUGCCUCCUCUUCAAGCUAGUCGGGAAAAGUACAUCCGUCUCCUGGCAGCACAGCUUGAGAUGUGGGGGCACUGAGGCAUCCUCCAGGUCAUGCUACUUUCAAGGCCAGCUUGUUUGUCCUUGGCAAGUCGGAUCUUCACCUGCCUGUGUGCCUUGUGUAACUCCCUGAGCAGAAAUCACAUCUCACUCAUUCAUCCUAACCAAGAAACAGCAUUCAAACAACUGUUUGCGAUAUAAAAGCUCAUUUACUUUAAUUUUUUAAUGACAUGAGAAUGGAAACCAGUUGGAAAGCAUUCUUAAAAACAUCCUGCACAUCUUCUAACAGUUGUUUCCGAUGUCUUCAUCAGUAAAAUUACAACUCGGAAGAACCCAUGAAGAAAACACAGGGCAGAACAAUCCUGCUUCUCUGGGGUUUAAAGCUGCCUUUGUCCUAUAAACUCAAAACGGUGGAGAUUCACUGCCUGUGAAAGACACCUUAGCAAAAUAUCUAGGCUCAAAGACAGGAGUCUCUUUUUAAUGGAGGCCACACAGGCUGAUGCCUGCAGAAAAUAAUCUCCUUUUCUUUGCCUAUACUGAGAAGUAUGAUGAAAGUAACUUUUAAAUAGUCUGGAGAAGACAGGCUCUGCAUCAGUGUGCAGAGGAUAUUGUGUCACAUAGUUUGUGGAUUUCUGUUUGAGAAGCUCAUUUUUUUGUAUACUAUUCUUGCAAAGUUUCUUCCCCCACAGACCCAAGCUUGAGAAUAAACAAGUCUACAAAUUUAAAGAGGAAGGUGUUAACUUUAAGGAUGUAGUUCCUCCUUUCUCCCCUGCCUUGCCAUAUGCAGAGUUAUUCAUGCAUCAAGAAAACAUAACUCUGGACCUCUCUGCUGGGCCCUUAGGGCAUUUUGUGACUAUUCAAAUGCCUGCUUACAUUGGCUUGCUGAGAGUUUGCCUUGCCCUGUGGUUUACAGCCUCAGGGUUGCUUCUUUCUCACCACAGGUCCCUUGACAGAAGAGGUGCUAUGGCUUCGUGCAUUGGUUGUGUGUAUAUGUGUGUGUCCAUGAAUAACUGUUUCAACCUCAGUUGCAUUUAUAUAACUGACAUUUUUACUAACAAAAUGUAAUGAUAUAUUUUGAAAACUACUUUUCUGUGCUAAAUAGAGUUGUUUGUAUGUACAGCAAUUUUGAACAGGUUUUUGUUGUUUUUAAUGUAAUAUAAGAGAAUUGCUUUAAGGUAGUAAAAAAUAUCAUUUACUUAUGUUACAUUUUCAGUGAGGACUCAUUCGAGUAAGGAGUCAGAGGGCUUCCGUUUGCUAGUAUUGACCAAUUGGCAGUGAGCAAAGGCUUUAAGGUUUUGUGACCAGUCCUAACAUGUUUCCCAGCUGAGUCCUAUCUUCUAGUUCCCAUCUACCUCCAUGGACUCCCUAACAGAGAAUCCUGAACACCAGGACAUGUUUUGAUUAAGUCAAAGUCAGUUCAAGACCUGGGAUUGUGAGAAUCAGUUUUGUAAAGCGUGAUGGUCAUUUGAUGAUGUCAUUUGAUUAUAUACUUUGCCUGGGUGGAUUCUACUUGGAUUCUGAGGUGAUUUUGAAAACUGCUAACAUAUAUAUUUUUUUAAAGGCUAGAACAUCCUUUAACUACUUAAAUCUGUCUAGCUUGGGUUUUGUUACUAAAUACCUGGGUUCUGCAAAGAAUAGAAGGCCUCAGUUAUUCUUGUUUUCAGUUUGCCAUACUUCCUUUUUGAUUUGCGUCAUGUUCUACUUGGAGAGAGAAAAAGAGGCAACAAAAAGCCCCUGCCCGUGUGAAUUUUAUUGGGAAACCCCACCUCCACCCACUGCCCAAUCUCUCUAUCUUCUCCACCCCCAACCCUGGGUGGGCCUUUUUAUUUUUUGGCCUUAUAAAUAUGUACAAUUUUUAUGAUUUUAUGUACCAGUUUAAAAAAUAAAUUUAAAUUUCUUUUUAAAGUCAGGCUUUAAUGACUUCACUGGUUGACAACAUCUGGAUGAAUUUCAUUAGUGUAUCACAAUUUGCUAACUCUGUGAAAGACAGUUGAAAUGGCCUUGAGCAGCUUUCUCGGUUUUGAUAUCCCUAAAGGUAUGAGAACCCUGUAGUGAAUUAUAAGCCAUUCUAAACAAUAUUUGAAAAGUCCUAGAGAAGGAACAUUCGUUGUCUUUGGCCUGCUAACAAGGAAGAGGGUAACAAGCAGUUUGCCAACUCUGUCAAGGGAUACUGUGUGCAUGGUUUGUUUUCAGUAAAUCUGGGUUUUGUCUCCGGUUGGUAGAUGUGAUUUUGUUAUUGAAAACAUAUCACCACCAUCAAUGCCAUAUCCAAAUACUGUACCCUUUUAUACCUAAUCUAUUGAAGACUAAUGCCACAUCCUGUGAUGUUAUUGUAUAGCAAAAGUGUUUUAUUUCAAAAUUUACUUCACAAUCGAAAUCUUUUGUAAAAACCAGGUGAUUUAGCAUCUGGCCAGGUAGAAAUCUCUGCAUGCCUAAAUUGCUGAUAUUCCUGAAUACAAAUCAACCUACUUUCCUAGACAGAAUAGAAGAGUCUGAUUACCCAGAGCUGGGGGAGUAUUACUGCAUUAUUCUUGCAUGAAGGAGAGGAAAACCAGUGAAGUGUCUGUAAAAGGACAGUGCCAACAAGUGUGAAUAAACAUCCUUUCAAUGAAUGGCUUAUAGACCAGGGAUGUUGGACCCAACUUAUAGAUUAAACUGCUAGCAAAGUUUUCCCUGUAAUAUGCUUCACCUAAAAACUAUUCUUGCUAAUCUUGUUUAUUUUCAGGAUGUAAUGCAAAUGGAGUUCAAAAAAUUUUGGGAAAAAGUGGAAAAUUUUAGCUGGUCUUGGAAGGAUUUAAAAAAAAACCCAGAAGCUUAAAUGUUUCAUGUAAAUUUACCUAGUAGAACAUACUUUUUAUUACUGCUUUUAGUUAUCACAUUGGCAUUGACAUUUGUAUUUAGAAAAUACUUUAAACCAACUCUGUAAUUUAAUAAUUAGUCUUUUUGUACAUAAUAGAACCCAUUGUGUAUGACUUGCUUACCCACUUUGCAAGGCUUUGGUAAUUUUUAACUCAUCCAUAUAAAGAUGAUGUUGUCUGUAUAAGUCAGUGAUGCUUCCAAACUGGUGGAUUAGCUUUGACAGCUAAAGUCUGGUCUACAAGAAUACUGUAACUUGAUAUGUAUUUUUGUUGAAAUUCUUUUUGUAAAAAAAAAAAAAAUUAUUUACAAUGUUAUUUGAAUGAUUUAUUGUAAAUGCUGUGAAUCUAUAUUUGUUGUUUUGUAUCUGUAUAUUAAAAUUAAUUUCCCAAA
Marmota monax (woodchuck) is the source of this 8367-nucleotide messenger RNA. It is a transcript of the gene Spata13, whose product is annotated as spermatogenesis associated 13. The transcript is spliced from 13 exons. Gene Ontology annotation, molecular function: protein binding; guanyl-nucleotide exchange factor activity. Gene Ontology annotation, cellular component: cytoplasm. The coding region runs from base 629 to 4495 and encodes 1288 amino acids. NCBI's taxonomy places the organism in Eukaryota, Metazoa, Chordata, Mammalia, Rodentia, Sciuridae. The record is from RefSeq and is a predicted model, not a curated record. Gene Ontology annotation, biological process: lamellipodium assembly; intracellular signal transduction; filopodium assembly.